Messenger RNA from Tetranychus urticae (two-spotted spider mite), 1504 nucleotides. RefSeq names its product solute carrier family 60 member 2-like. The record is from RefSeq and is a predicted model, not a curated record. NCBI's taxonomy places the organism in Eukaryota, Metazoa, Arthropoda, Arachnida, Trombidiformes, Tetranychidae. Gene Ontology annotation, molecular function: D-glucose transmembrane transporter activity. Gene Ontology annotation, biological process: transmembrane transport.
AACUGGAGCUGGAAAACACCUUAUUAUUCAUGAGAUUUUUACACCGAGGUUAACUGAAACUCAGUGCCAAAGAUGAAACUUUCUAGUUACGUGCGAACCAACAAAUGGAAGUUAAUCAAAACGUUUUUAUGUUACUUGACUUUUUGCUGUUAUGGAGGUUGUGCCACCCUGUUGGGGUCAUCUUUACUGGAUUUACAGAUCAGAUUGGGUGUUUCGUUUAAACAAUUGUCCAGUUUAGUCCCAAGUCGAUCAAUUGGAUUUUUUAUUGGAGGAUUGAUAUCUGGAUUCCUUGACAUGUGUUUUGGACCUGAUAUGGUGUUAUUUGUGACCAUUUUUUCUUCUGGUGUGUUUACAAUAUUGGCUCCAUGGUUUAAACAAUUUUACGGAACUUAUGUUUGCCUGCUUUUAUCAGGAUUAGCUCAAGGAAUUUUUGAAAUCUAUACAAACAUAUGUGUAUUAUCAACAUGGAAUGAUGAAGCUUCUAAUUAUGUGCAACUAUUGCAUGGAUCUUUUGGUCUAGGAUCUUUAUUGGCGCCUCUUCUUGUUAAGCCUUUCUUGUUACCUUUGGUUCAAAAUGAAACUGAAACUCAAAGCGAUGAAGUUGUUCUUGGAGAUUACACCCCCGAUGACGUGAAAGUUCAGUAUCCAUAUUUAAUUCUUGGAUCCAUUCUUGUUUUUGGGUCCUUUGGCUUUCUCUUCUUUCACUUCAAAAACAAGUCGAUUAAGAAUGCAAAUGAAACUAUUGAUGAUGAGAUUGUUGAUGAUGAUAAGCCUGUUGUCAAUAAAAUAUUUGCCGUUUUAAUCGUUGCAUUCAUCGCUCACACAACAUUUGCAGCUGAGACAGUUAUCGGAACAUUGGCGCCAGCUUUCGUUGUUAAAUCGGAUUUGAGGAUGACAAAACAAGCUGGAGCCAAUAUAGUUUCAGCCUUUUGGUUCUGCUUCACAUUUUAUCGUAUUAUUUACAUCACAUUCACCAGGUUUAUCAGGGAAAGACGUAUAAUUAUUUUCAAUUGUACACUCUCUCUGAUAGGACUGAUAUUGAUGUGUGUCUAUCCUGAACAAAGUCAAGUGAUUACAUGGAUUUCAUUUACAUUACUUGGAAUCGGAUUUUCACCUGCAUUUUCUUCCUCACUUGGACUGCUACAAAAAUACAUAACAGUCUCGAAUAGAUAUGCUUCAUUUUUAUUCAUUAUUGCUAGCUCUGGCGAAGCGGCUCAUCCAUGGGUUAUCUCAAAAUUUAUGGACUCUUUACCAACAUUUUUUGCCUAUUAUGUUGCUAUUUUAUCUUUUAUUCAGGUAAUUUCUGUUCUUUCAUUGUCGCCAAUAUGCCAGAAGCUUUUCAAAUCCAAAACAAAGACAACAUUGAAUAGACUUGCUUCAGUUAGAUCAAGUCAAAGAUAGUACUUUCGAUUUAUCUUACUUGUAUUAUGACUCUAAAUAGAUCAAAGAUGUAAUUGUUGAACCUUUCAUUAAACCUGUGAAAACCAAAGACAAAUACUUUAUA